This is a messenger RNA of Naumovozyma castellii, 1002 nucleotides long. RefSeq names its product coproporphyrinogen oxidase (gene HEM13). The transcript has a single exon. The record is from RefSeq and is a predicted model, not a curated record. NCBI's taxonomy places the organism in Eukaryota, Fungi, Ascomycota, Saccharomycetes, Saccharomycetales, Saccharomycetaceae. The coding region runs from base 1 to 1002 and encodes 333 amino acids.
AUGUCAUCAUAUUCUAUAAUGCCUGCUCCACAAGACAAAACUCAUUUGCCAAUUAGGCAACAAAUGGAGGCCCUUAUCCGCCGUAAGCAAGCCGAAAUUACUAAGGGUCUUGAAUCUUUAGAUACUGUCAAGUUCCAUGCAGAUUCUUGGACUCGUGGUAAUGACGGUGGUGGUGGUACUUCCAUGGUUAUCGCUAAUGGUUCCACUUUUGAAAAGGGUGGUGUCAACGUUUCUGUCGUUUACGGAAAUUUGACUCCAACUGCCGUCUUGGCUAUGAAGGAUGACCAUAAGAACUUGAAAUUACCAAAGGAUCCAAAGACUGGUUUACCUGUCCCAGAUGGUGUUAAGUUCUUUGCCUGUGGGUUAUCUAUGGUUAUUCAUCCAAAGAAUCCUCAUGCUCCAACUACCCAUUUGAAUUACCGUUACUUUGAAACCUGGAAUCCAGAUGGAACUCCACAAUCUUGGUGGUUCGGUGGUGGUGCCGAUUUGACUCCAUUCUAUCUUUAUGAAGAAGAUGCUAAGCAUUUCCAUGAAUUACAUAAGAAGGCCUUGGACAAGCACGAUAAGACCCUUUAUCCAAAAUACAAGAAAUGGUGUGAUGAAUAUUUCUAUAUUGCUCAUCGUAAGGAAACUCGUGGUAUUGGUGGUAUCUUCUUUGAUGAUUUCGAUGACCGUGAUCCACAAGAAAUCUUAAAGAUCUGUGAAGAUUGUUUCGAUGCUUUCCUACCUUCUUACUUGCCAAUAAUUGAAAAGAGAAAGGAUAUGCCAUACACUGAAGAAGAAAAACAAUGGCAAUUGAUUAGACGUGGUAGAUACGUUGAAUUCAACUUAAUUUACGAUAGAGGUACUCAAUUCGGUUUGAGAACCCCUGGUUCAAGAGUGGAAUCUAUUUUGAUGAGUUUGCCAGAACAUGCUUCCUGGUUAUAUAACCAUCAUCCUGCUCCUGGUUCAAGGGAAGCCAAAUUAUUGGAAGUUACCACUAACCCAAGAGAAUGGGCUUAA